Molecule: messenger RNA, 1272 nt
Organism: Ostrinia furnacalis (Asian corn borer)
Lineage: Eukaryota; Metazoa; Arthropoda; Insecta; Lepidoptera; Crambidae
Product: SAC3 domain-containing protein 1
Exons: 7
Coding region: 1-1116 (371 amino acids)
Biological process (GO): centrosome duplication; spindle assembly
Cellular component (GO): spindle; nucleus; centrosome
Source: RefSeq, a predicted model, not a curated record
AUGUCUUACUUCGACUUUUUUUGUAAUAAUAUUGAAAAUAGUAAACCAGAUAACUCAGAAAAAAUCAAAGGAACUUGCUACUCCAUGUGUCCGCAAGCUGAAGUAACUUUACGCGAAAGAGAAAAGCUAGUUCACGUGUUGGAAGUGGUUGGCGACUCUCGAAAACUGGUAAAAUGCUACAGUCGGUCAGCGGCAGAUUCUAACAUGGCAGUACCGCAUUUAUUGCGCCCUUACAGUGUGCUAAAGGAUACUGUGCAAUAUUUAUUGCGUGAUGUAAUAAAACGCAAAGGUAUAUCUUCACUGGUGAUGUACGACUUCCUGAAUGACCGUCUGAGAGCUGUUCGACAAGAUAUAACUAUACAAAGGUUACCAGCAGCUGAAUGUGCCUGCCUCCUAGAACCUAUGGUCAGGUUUUAUGUGUAUUUUGGAUACAAGUUUAUCAAUCUCAAGCCUGGAGAUUUUGACCAAGUGCUCAAUAAGAAAUACCUUUUGGAAAGCCUGAAAUGGUUCCUGUACUGUUGUGAUGUCAUAGACCAAACAUCCAAAGUUGAAGAAGAUUCACUCAACAGUUUCAUGUCAAAACUAGACAUAAACAAACAAAGCCCAGUCUAUGACAGGGUAUUGAUGGAAAGUCUGUACAUUUUGUGCAAUUUGGAUGAUAUUCAUCCACUCUUGAGAUACAUAGGGCUCCCUAAAGAACUGAAAAGGAAUCCUACUUUAGAAUUAGCUUAUAAAACAGCAAUUGCUAACUGGAAUGGAAACUACAUGUUUGUAUGUAGUAUGAUUGAGAAACUAUGCCCACUGUCUUUCUGUGCAUUGAGCUCUUAUCUUCCAAGCAUACAAAGGCUUGGCCUGCGAGUGAUGAGCCAUGCCUACAGCAGUAAACAGCUCACGGUGCCCGCGUCAAUAGUGCGGCGCUGGCUGUAUUUCACCAGCGACCACGAAGCCUUGUCUGUCUGCAGACACUACGGCCUGAAGACCGAGGAGACCCGCGUGAGGUUCAACAAAAUGGACUUUAGGACUGAUGUGACUUUGCACCAACUGGAAAAGCAUUUACUUCACAAUGAGAAACUUAAUCUUCAUAACAUGGAAGAAAUCUUUAUCACUUGCCAAUAAGAUUUAAAUUUUUUAUAUUAAUAUAAUAAUUCAUAGUUGAUUAUUUUUAUUACCUAAUUAUGUGCAAUUCUGAUCUCAUUUGUGUUAAUUAAUGUUAGUGUAAUUAAGGUUCCUAAUUAAUAUAAUUUUAUAUUGAAAUAAAAAAACGAAUUUAUA